Molecule: messenger RNA, 1067 nt
Organism: Pelecanus crispus (Dalmatian pelican)
Lineage: Eukaryota; Metazoa; Chordata; Aves; Pelecaniformes; Pelecanidae
Source: RefSeq, a predicted model, not a curated record
GGGGCGGUGGGAUCAGCGCUGCCGCCUGUCUUUCAGGAGGGUGGAGGCCUGGGGGACCUGUUCCUCAACCUAAGCGGAUGAAUGGCGACUGUGGAUGACCUCAAAUUCCAAGAAUUUGACGAUGCAGCUAAUUUGCUUGCAGCAAAUCCUGAUGCUACCACAAUAAGCAUUGAUGAGCCAGUUGAAAUCCCCAAGAAUCAGCACGGCCGUCUGCAGGAGUCAGGGAGGGAAGAGGAUGAUGAACUACUGGGGACCGAUGACUCCGAUAAAACGGAGCUGCUUGCAGGACAGAAGAAAAGUGCCCCUUUCUGGACAUUUGAGUACUACCAGACGUUCUUCGAUGUGGACACUUACCAGGUCCUGGACAGAAUCAAAGGUUCGGUUUUCCCAGUACCAGGGAAGAACUUUGUAAGGCUGUAUAUCCGCAGCAAUCCUGACCUUUAUGGUCCCUUUUGGAUAUGUGCCACACUUGUCUUUACCAUUGCUGUUAGUGGCAAUCUCUCGAAUUUCUUUAUACAUCUGGGCAAGCCAACAUACCACUAUGUGCCCGAGUUCAGAAAAGUGUCCAUAGCAGCAACAACGAUUUAUGCAUACGCUUGGCUUGUUCCCCUUGCUCUCUGGGGAUUCCUGAUGUGGAGGAACAGUAAAGUUAUGAACAUUGUCUCCUACUCGUUCCUGGAGAUAGUGUGUGUAUAUGGCUACUCCCUCUUCAUUUACAUUCCCACAGCGAUUUUAUGGAUCAUUCCACAAAAAGUGGUGCGCUGGGUCCUGGUGAUGUUCUCCCUGUGUCUUUCGGGGUCUGUUUUGGUGAUGACCUUUUGGCCUGCUGUCCGAGAUGACAACCGGAGGAUCGCGCUGGCGACCGUGGGGACGAUUGUUCUGCUUCAUGCCCUGCUGGCUGUUGGUUGUUUGGCAUACUUUUUUGAUGCCCCUGAACUGGAUUUUCCUGCACCUAUUAUCCCUGCUCACAAUGGAACAACAGUAGUAACAAAGAGUCAGUAAAUAAGAUUGCAAUGCCUGUUUCUCCAUCUGUACAGUAAUUUUAUUUUAGAUUAUUUUUUCACUGA